CGUCAUCGCUCCCACAUCGAGAGAGCUCGCGGGCUGGAGAGCACACUGCCAUGAACUUCGGAGCGUAACUUUGCCGUUUUUCUUGCUUUUCGGACGGGUUGGGAAACUAAAGCGACAUACACGUUUUUUCUUCAUCGAAACGAGCAACAUUCGGAUAAUUUAGUUGCACGUUCUUGUCCUUUUCCCCUCGUUUAACCAGUAUGGCGUCGUCGGCGGCGGUCGCUGCCUCGCGCAGGCAGUCGUGCUAUUUGUGCGAUCUGCCGCGUAUGCCGUGGGCGAUGAUCUGGGAUUUUACCGAAGCCGUGUGUCGCGGAUGCGUCAACUACGAGGGAGCGGACCGGAUCGAAUUCGUCAUCGAGACCGCCCGACAGCUGAAGCGGGCGCAUGGCUUCCAGGAGGGCAGAUCCCCGGGACCGGUGGGCAAACCGGGAAAAGACAUGCAGACCCACAACCACACUGAACCGGGCUCGCGUCCGCCGCAACCGCUGGAUCGGUACCCGCUCGCCUCGGACAGACCCCCUAGACUGGGUCCGGAGUAUCAGGCUGCGCGGCACGCGAACGGUAUUCCGCUGCCGAACGGAUUCCCGAAGCCCGACGAACCGCCAGAGCUGAAUCGCCAGAGCCCAAACCCCCGUCGGACCGGCGCCGUGCCGCCCAACCUGGUGCCGCUGGUAAACGGGACCCUGCCUCCGGUGCACGCGCUUAACGGGAGGUCCGUUCAGAUGGGGAUCCCGUCGGGCGCGCUCGCUGCGGAGCAUGUGGGAAAGCGUUCGGACGACAUGAAGGACAAGCACCGCGCCGACAGCAUGAGCGACGCGAGCGAAGCGCACAGACGCGUUGAGGACUGGACGCAGAAGGGCAAAACGGUUCGAGACCUGAUGGCGCUGGACUCGCGCUUCAAGAAGGAGCACGCGGCGCUGCACAGGAUGGGAUACGAGAGCGGCUCCAGUGCAUUAAAAACAGACCGUGGUAAACACUCUCGAGGCAUUAAAAGGAAAACCUCUCCUGAGCCAGACGGUGAGAGCACUGCGGCCAAACUCAACGGUGAGUCUCAGCCGUGGCUGCCGUCCCCGUCGGAAGUGCUUAAGAUUCCCUCCGCGGCCCUGCCUGGUUUUGCGGCCGCUCCCCCCUCGACCAUCUCCCCGCAUUCCCGAACCACUCCCCCCGAGGCGGCCACUGCCGCGCAAAACGGACAGUCGCCCAUGGCCGCCCUCAUCUUAGCCGCGGACAACGCUGGCGCCGGCACGGGAUCGCCCAAAGACGCUAAUCAAGUACACUCCACGACCUCGCGCCGAAACAGCGGGAGCCCCCAGUCGCCCUCCGCUGGGCAGAGGCGGCUCAACCAGAGGGACGGUCUGGGUGUGUCUGGCAACCCUGGCACGGCGGUGGCGCACGUGCUGGGCAUGGACCCGCAGGCCGGGCACCCGCAGAGCAUUCCAGACUCCUCCGUGCCCCCUGGCAGCGUGCCGCUGUGCUGCACCCUGUGCCACGAGCGCCUAGAGGACACGCAUUUCGUUCAGUGCCCAUCCGUGGCGUCACACAAGUUUUGUUUUCCGUGCUCUCGUGAGAGCAUCAAACAACAGGGGGCCACGGGGGAGGUUUACUGCCCCAGUGGAGAAAAAUGCCCGCUGGUGGGUUCCAAUGUGCCCUGGGCGUUCAUGCAGGGCGAAAUAGCCACCAUACUGGCUGGGGACGUUAAAGUGAAAAAGGAGCGGGACCCUUGAUCUUUCCUCUCUUCCUCCUGUUUGUUUAUUUUUUUCCAUUAACAAAACGACAACAAAGCAUAUACAAUUUCAAAUGAAUAUACUUUAAUUAUAAUGCAUUGCAUACCAUCCAAACGUGAACUAAUGGACAUAUGUACAUAUGACUUUAAGGGAUCUGUACACAUCGUAAACAUGGCUGUAUAAUUUUUUUGAUUUUCCCUUUUUUUGUGUUUCUAUAUAUUUUUUUGAAGAUUAAAUGUCCACACUAUAACAGACCCCAACCCCUCAGUGUAAUCGUAGAGCAGGUGGCAGUCCAUGUUAAAACACAGAAUGUGACUAAUACUCUUAAGCACUUGGCAAAAACUGAAACGCUUUUAGCUGUAUUGUAUGCACUUGUUUAAAAUUGCCAAAUACAAUUUCUGACCUUGUAAUAACAUCCUGCCGUGUGUGUGUGUGUGUUGUUGGUUAUUGUGCCUUGAGUCUUGGGAGGUGGAUGAAGGUCAGCGGGAGUUUGGAGAUUUUGUUCUGGUGCAGACUGGAGUUCAUUGCCUCAAUAAUGGUAACUGAUAUCAUCACAAUCAUUUGCAAAGCUAAGGUAACUGGAGAAUGCUCGAGUUUGGAAGAGAACCUCUCUUUAUUUUCCUAACACACGCAAGCUGCAACUUGUAUCACGCAUUGUUUUUGGACUCCAUGUGGAGUAACCCAAUGCUGCUGGUAAGAUGACGCUUCACGUCUAUUUAUACUCACUCGCUGGGAGCUCGUAAACAAUCUUUUCUUUGGCCUUUUUUGGAGGAUAAAGAGUCGCAACAUUAAACAUUAAAGAU
Molecule: messenger RNA, 2527 nt
Organism: Paramisgurnus dabryanus
Lineage: Eukaryota; Metazoa; Chordata; Actinopteri; Cypriniformes; Cobitidae
Gene: irf2bp2b
Product: interferon regulatory factor 2 binding protein 2b
Biological process (GO): regulation of transcription by RNA polymerase II
Cellular component (GO): nucleus
Molecular function (GO): transcription corepressor activity
Source: RefSeq, a predicted model, not a curated record